AUGCCUCCGCUCCGCAAAGCCCCAAACCGUGCCUUGCUGUUGCUGCCGCCGCCGCCGACGACUUCCACAUAUGCGUCACUAAAAGCUGCAUACAAUGCCCCCCUUUCGACCGUUCUGGGAGAAUUGCGACGCACUCAGCAGCACACGCUGCUCGAGAUUGCUCUGCAAUGCCCACAUCUGUGCGGACAUCUCGGCGAUGCAAGGGGACCGCUGUACGAGACUACGCAACAGCUCGUCGCCGACCUAUACAAGCUGAUAACAAUUGUGGCUGCCAAGGACGCGAUUGAUACAGAGGAUGCUCAAGGCAUUGACGCCCGCAUCCUCCUGGUAGCGCAUCCGCGAGACGGCAAGCUUCAAAGCGCCUCUGAGCCUUCCACGCCAGAACAGGAACUGCAAGGGCCUGCAAUUGAUAUGCACACACUUGUCGGGAGCUCAAGGCAGUGGGCAGCUGUAUACUCGGUGGAGAGUGAAGAGGGUGAACGGUUUUUGAAGAGCUUCUCUGCCAUCUCGAAGAAUAAAAAGGUAUCGAAAGUACGAGGUGGCAUGGUUCUCAAUACUGGUGAUUCAGCUACAACCACCUCCAGCGCCUUCGAAAACUCACCAAAGCACCUCGCGGUCGCUGUGGGUGGGACCUUCGACCACCUCCACAUCGGUCACAAGUUGCUGCUCACCAUGUUUGCAUUCGUGCUAGGUCGACGAAGGCAGUCAGACAGUCCCAGCGUCCUUACAGUGGGCAUUACCGGCGAUGCUCUUCUCGUGAACAAGAAGUUCGCCGAUCAACUCGAGAGCUGGAAGGCUCGUCAAGAGUCAACGCAUGACUUCUUGCAUUCAAUCAUCUACUUUGGUCAGCCCGGCGACAACCGGAUCCAAAUACGAGAGAUCAAUGAGCCUGGUCCAAAUGGACACGCUGUGCAUAUCAGCUACCCAUUCGGCCUGACCAUCAAGUAUGUCGAGAUCUGGGAUCCGUUUGGGCCUACCAUCACCGACAAGGACAUCACGGCACUGGCGCUCUCGCUCGAGACCAGAGGUGGCGGCGCUGCUGUCAACGAGAAGCGCAGGGAGCAGGGCUGGGACCCACUGGAGGUCUACGAAGUGGCAGUACUUGAUGCCAGCGAAGAGGGCAGUGUAGACGAGACAUUUCAGAGCAAACUGAGCAGCACGGAGAUCCGUCGGAAACGGAGUGAACUUGUCAAGCCCAGAGCGAAGGCGUGA
This is a messenger RNA of Didymella exigua CBS 183.55, 1212 nucleotides long. Its product is annotated as pantetheine-phosphate adenylyltransferase family protein. Bases 1 to 1212 code for a protein of 403 amino acids. The transcript has a single exon. The record is from RefSeq and is a predicted model, not a curated record. Gene Ontology annotation, biological process: coenzyme A biosynthetic process. Gene Ontology annotation, molecular function: dephospho-CoA kinase activity. NCBI's taxonomy places the organism in Eukaryota, Fungi, Ascomycota, Dothideomycetes, Pleosporales, Didymellaceae.